AUGGAGUGUUCGGAAGAUGAAAAGACCAGCGUUCCGAUGUGGCUGGAGCGGAUGUUCGCCGCCAGCAAAUUCUACGAUUCCUGCGAGGACAACUGCUCGAAGCCUGCCAAAUACUACUGCAGAGCCUGCAUGGUCAUCGUUUGCGAAGAUCGCAUGGAGCAGCAUCACAAAAGUCAAGGGCACUCAAUUUUGACGGCAUACAAGUCUUCGGGAGUGGCGGCAUUCAGAAAAGAGGACCUGGAGCAAGUGUGGGAUGCGUCCGGCAUCCAGCAGUACACGAUCAACCGGCGGCCAAUCGUCUAUGUCAAUCAGAAAGGAGGGGUCCAUCGCUCGGGCUCUCCCAUCGGCGACGUUAAGUGCGAGACUUGCCAGUACAAGAUCUUAGCCCCCAGCAACUUCUGCUCAGUGGAAUGCAAAGUGAAGGCUGUUUUGGAGAAGAUUGAAGAGAAGAAAGCAGAAGCUUUGAAUCAAGCGAAGAGGAAGCUGGAGAUGACAGACGGCGAGAGGCCUAGCGACGCUCCGAAGCAGAUCGUUCCAGGUCAAUCUUUCAGGAAACGUCCAAGAAAGCAAUCCACACCCCGGAGGUCUCCCCUCUUUUAGAUCAGUAAAAACAUUACCGGAACUCGAAGAACGGUUAAUUUCCUUUAAAUUUGGCACGUAAUUAUUGUGCCGAUGUAGGUCGUCGGAACUGCUCGAACCCUUCUUCAUUAGGGAAUUUGAGCUCUCCUCUUUUCCUACGAAAGAAGGGUAUCUGAUAAGUAGUGUUUUUCUUACCA
This is a messenger RNA of Syzygium oleosum, 776 nucleotides long. Its product is annotated as protein RGF1 INDUCIBLE TRANSCRIPTION FACTOR 1-like. Lineage: Eukaryota; Viridiplantae; Streptophyta; Magnoliopsida; Myrtales; Myrtaceae. Bases 1 to 600 code for a protein of 199 amino acids. The transcript is spliced from 3 exons. The record is from RefSeq and is a predicted model, not a curated record.